This is a messenger RNA of Phasianus colchicus (ring-necked pheasant), 3202 nucleotides long. RefSeq names its product dolichyl-phosphate N-acetylglucosaminephosphotransferase 1 (gene DPAGT1). Gene Ontology annotation, molecular function: UDP-N-acetylglucosamine-dolichyl-phosphate N-acetylglucosaminephosphotransferase activity. Gene Ontology annotation, cellular component: membrane. NCBI's taxonomy places the organism in Eukaryota, Metazoa, Chordata, Aves, Galliformes, Phasianidae. The record is from RefSeq and is a predicted model, not a curated record. Gene Ontology annotation, biological process: dolichol-linked oligosaccharide biosynthetic process.
CGGUGCCCGCGUGCAAGUUUUUCUCUCGGGUCUGCGGGUCCUCAGCCACCAGCCUUUCUCUCAUGACAACCUGGUCGCUGGCUGCCACGAACUUCUGCUGGCGGCCUAAAAGAGCAAGGCACAGACGGGCUGCUGGAUGAGUUCUUUGAAGGCUUUCCCCUUAUUGAAAACACCUUUAUCUCUGCUUGACCCUUCUUCACUUGUGCUGACACAAGCGCACCUGGACCACAGCUUAUCACCCAGCUGGAGCCCAUUUGCUUGCCUGCCCUGGGUCACCUUCUCCGAGGAGGGCCGGCAACAAAAGCUGUGCCCCCCUUGUUUCACAUGUGCCACAGUGGCAUUUCCACAGCUGCAGGAGGCUCUCUGGCCAAAUACUCCCUUGUGCACACUGUGGUUUCUUUCCUCACAGAACCAAAUGCCUGCCUUAGAAUUUAAGGCUCAGCUAUACUUCACUUUCACAGAAAUUCAACAGACCAUAGACCAGAAAAGGUCUAUUGAUACAGCAGCAGCUUUCUAAUCAGCCCAGAAAAAGCCAUCAGAAACCAUCUGAGGUCACCAUAUCCCACACAAACAGAGCAGAAGGAGUGUGUCCUGCUGUUAUGUCUUUCACCUCGACUGUGUUUUCCUCCUCUGCUCAGUGACUUGCACCCAAAUGCAAUGCCGUGGUCAUACCCAUGCCUGUCCUGCAUUCAACCAGGAUCACUCACACAAGGACCACACACAUGGUAACGCUUUUCUGGCUCAGGACGACCCAAGCUAACGUGGAUUUUUUAUUUAUUUAUUUUUUCUCCCCAACAUUUGUUUUCUCUCCGUGGGGCCACUCCGUUGCUCACUCUCACUGAAGAAGGCAGUACCAGGUUCAGGGUGCUUCCUGGGAAACCAAUUAACGGCCCCCACCAGGUGUGCAGCGGGCGAGGACAGCGCUGCCAGCGGCCCCCUGCCCCGGCCGCACCCACCGCGAGCUCCCACCGCCUGACGGUCACCUCCGAUGCCACCCCCAGUCCCCAAGGUUCUUUUCAGCGCCGCCGUCCACCAGGGCCGCACACCGAGUCCCCCUGCAUAGCCUCCAGGCGACUGCCGUGCUCAGGAGCCCUGCCGCCGUCGGCAGUUGCUGUUCAUAGAGCAGCGAAGCACAUCAAAACGCCGGGGCUCGACAGGGAGACCCUCGGUGCUGGAGCAGCCGCUCGAAAAGCCAAAGCCACUAGCGCGCUUCUGAGGGACUACCAGAAGACCCGUGCAGCGCUAUCGGGGCUCACCCGCCUACCGCAGGGUGUGGGGAGGGAGGAAGGAGGAAGUGACGUAUGCGACGGCGGAACAGAGAUAGCGCCGGCCCACUGCCAUUGCCAGGGCCAAAGAUGACGCUCCCCUCACGGAGCGAGCGGAAAAGGCGCGCGCGUAUCCGGUGCCUCAUACUCUAGCGCCCGGCCAGCAAGGUGUGCCGAGAGACGCUCCGCGCCCCUGUCAGGGCCAGCGCCCGCCGCGGCCAUGGCGGCCUGGCCGGCCGCGCCCCUCCUCAUCAAUCUCGGGGGAUCACUACUGGGUUUCGUGGCCACGCUCACAUUAAUCCCGGCCUUCAAAGACCACUUCUUGGCAGCGCGCCUCGUCGGCGAGGACCUCAAUAAGGCCUUCCGGCGGCCCAUCCCCGAGGCACAGGGUAUGAUCAGCGGGGCCGUGUUCCUCAUCAUCCUCUUCUGCUUCAUCCCUGUGCCCUUCCUGCGGUGCUUCAUAGAGGAGCAGUGCACGGCCUUUCCUCACGACGAGUUUGUGGAGCUUAUUGGCUCACUCCUUGCCAUCUGCUGCAUGAUUUUCCUGGGCUUUGCAGAUGAUGUUUUGAACCUACGCUGGCGUCACAAACUCCUUCUCCCCACCAUGGCAUCCCUCCCACUGCUUAUGGUGUACUUCACCAACUUUGGGAACACAACCAUUGUGGUGCCUAAGCCUUUCCGCGUGCUAUUGGGCAUGCACUUGGACUUGGGUAUUCUCUACUAUGCAUACAUGGGCAUGCUAGCAGUGUUUUGUACUAAUGCUAUCAACAUUCUCGCUGGAAUCAAUGGGAUUGAAGCAGGGCAGUCUCUGGUGAUUGCUGCUUCCAUUAUCGCAUUCAACCUUGUAGAGUUAAACGGGGAUUAUCAGGAUGAUCACAUUUUCUCUCUCUACUUUAUGAUUCCAUUUUUUUUUACAACGCUGGGGCUGUUUUACCACAACUGGUAUCCUUCCCAAGUGUUUGUUGGGGACACCUUCUGUUACUUUGCUGGCAUGACCUUUGCUGUGGUGGGAAUCCUGGGUCACUUCAGUAAAACAAUGCUUCUUUUUUUCAUCCCACAAGUGCUUAACUUCCUCUACUCAUUGCCUCAACUCUUCCACAUUAUUCCUUGUCCCCGCCACCGACUGCCAAGGCUCAAUCCUACAACAGGGAAGUUGGAGAUGAGCUACUCCAAAUUCAAAACUAACAGCCUCUCAACCCUGGGAACAUACAUUCUGAAGGUAGUAAAGAUCUUGCACAUAGUAGACGUGAGGAGUGGAAUGGAUGAAGAUGGUGAAUACUCCGAGUGCAAUAAUAUGACGCUAAUUAACUUUGUUAUAAAGCUGAUUGGACCCAUCCAUGAACGAAAUCUCACUCUCCUGUUGCUACUCAUUCAGGUCCUGGGCAGCAUGAUUGCAUUUUCAAUCCGAUACCAGCUAGUGCGCUUAUUUUAUGAUGUCUGACCGAACUGCCAGGAGCUGCACCUUCCAGUGAACUUUAUUCAAUUGCUGACCAAAAAAUUCACUCUUAUUCUGGUCCUCUGAAAACUCCAAGCCACCUUUCAGAAUGCAAGAAACUACUCAAAGCCAGCCUAGAAUCACAAUUCUCUGUUUGUAGACAGAGCUCUUACAUCUAAUUCUGCUGACAGAAAACAGUCGACUCUACUUGGACAUCCUUGCUACUGAGAAUACCUUUCAGACGGGAAAUAAGCAACACAAAUCUUUACACAGAGUGUUUAGGGAAAGCAGGAGAAAUGAAAUUGAAAUUUAAGAAACUGUUCCUUGAGAGAAGAAAUAAGAAGUACAAUUUCUGUGAGACUGUACAGCGGAACAGGUGAACCAGAAUGCCCUCUUGGCUAAUUCAGGUUUAUCCAUGGAUGUAGAAUAAUACGUUAUAAAUCAUACCCGUGACUCAGAGCAUUCUGAGAAUAAAAUAACACGAGAUACCCUUUCACCUUCA